Owenia fusiformis is the source of this 2398-nucleotide messenger RNA. Lineage: Eukaryota; Metazoa; Annelida; Polychaeta; Sabellida; Oweniidae. The record is from the annotation of a GenBank genome assembly.
AUGAAAUAUUUGCUCCAUCAAAAAGCUAGUUUUUUUACUGAAAUAGACUUUCUAGUAUAAAUUCAAAGCUACAGUGGUAUACAUGAACGCUUGGAGAACACUGUGAUAAAAACUGGAUAUAUUUUAAACAACUUUUGAAAGAGUUUUUAGUGGAUGAAAUAUCUGGAUUUCAGUUGAUCAACUAGGAACCAUUUUAAGUGCAUAAAGCAGGAUAGACCUUUUUAUAACAUAGCCAAUUAUUACAGCCAACAUAGGCUAGCAAAGGGCUAUAGUAAUUACCUGAAUUAGAACUAACAGGUCCUACAGUAAUUACCUAAAUUUGAACUAACAGGUAUUUACAAUGGAAAACCCAACAAUGACAUUGACACAGUUGCUGCCAGAUACACAAACACAGGCUUUGGCAGAUGUUGAACCAGAGCAUAUUUGUACACAUGGAAAUUGUCUCAAUGACUCUACAGUAUCAUCAGAUUCUGACACAAAUCAGAAUACAAUUUCACUUAACGAUGGACUUAUAGCAUCAGGACAGGAUAGCCCUCGGCGUGUAGAUAAUGUUGUCAUGAUGAUUCCUGACUCUCAGCCUCCUGAUUCUCCAGGAACAUCCCCUCAACCUGCGCGCCGUUCAACACGUAUUACUGCUAAACGACAUCCCAAGACCCCCAGGACCCCACACACCACGCAAAGGAAGAGAGGACGUCCCGCCAAAACCAUGUCACAGCCAAAUCCAACACGCACAUUGAAUCGUAAUGCUAAGGCGAAUAGCAAUAUUGAUCUUAAUAACCUCAUGUCAACUGUCUUGGACAUACAGACCACAGUUAACACCUUGAAACAGUUGAACGAUACAAAUAGUGAACUUGUUAAACAACUCGCUCGUAAAACUGCAGAUAAUGAGGAACUUCAUAAAGAAUUGAAUGACCUUAGAAAAACCGUGAACAAACUAAAGGAAGUGAAGCAUGCCCCGCAGCCAAACCCCAAAUCCCUCAUAAUAGGUUCAUCAAUUAUCCGGGACAUAGAUGAAACAAAGCUCAUUGAUACCGAAGUGGACUGUAUUCGUGGAGGCAAAAUAGCUACCAUACACAACAAACUUCUCAAGAAAAAAGAGAAGUAUGACCACAUCUAUCUGCAAGUUGCCAGUAACGAUUGCGCCGAAAGAGACGAUGUGAAACUAAUAUCUGAGGAUUAUGCCCUUCUCAUUAAGACAGCAAAACAGCUUUGCAAUAGCCUCACCGUAUCCAGUGUAACCCCCCGUCUAAAUGAUCUGACUGUGCAAGAACGAAUCAACCAGCUUAACGGUUUCUUGUUAUGCCACUGCCAGGAUGAGGCUGUAACAUUCAACGACAAUGACAUUAACUUCAAGCUUCGCGACGAGUCUAUCAAUAACGGAUACCUAUGUCCAGAUAAACUGCAUCUAAGUGACGCUGGAACCAAUAGUUUGGUUAAAAACCUCAAACUGAAAACCACAUGUGAUGAUGUCACUUUACCCCGUAACAAAAGGAACAGCCCUCAAACUAAGACCAGCCGCAAGGAACAUCAACCAAAGAACCCUCCAACGACAACUUCAACACUUACAUCAACCAACACAAGACAAUCAGGAUAUAUCAACACCAACAAGCCAAGAUCCAUGAACACUUAUACACAAAAUCGUAACAGCACCAAUAAGGACAUGUCCUGCAAUAAAUGUGGGGAGAGUCAUCUCCCUUCCACAUGUUGGCACCCAACCGCUGUACGCUGCCAUUUUUGUAAAACAAUUGGACACAAACAAUCACGAUGCCCCAAUAAACCCAAUGAUAUUCCUCCUGCAAGGGGUCAUUUAAAUGUCAUGAAGGACAAUCAUUAUGUUAAUCGUGUCCAGUCUUUUGAAUAUGAUCAUCAGAACAAUGACUUUCUUGGAAAUAAUAGGUUUUCCGUACUUACCCAUUAUUAGAGUAACGGCAAUGAGUCUGCCUUAUCCCCCAAUGUCACGAAAGAUAAAGCCUCAUUCCCCAAUGAUAUAAAAACCCGACAUCGAAGGUCUAAACGCAGCCGUAAGGCUAAAUGCCAAAAUGACAAUCUCAGUGUUACAUUUGCUUAUAACAAUGUAAAUAUUUUAGGUAAAGCUAAGCAGCAAGAGCUGAAACAUUUGCUAGAAACAAAUGACAUAACAUUAAUGGCUGUUGCGGAAACAUUUUUUAAUGACAAACGUCCUCUUAUUGUUAAAAGUAAUAAUCAUAAAUGGUACGAUAAAAACCGCGCUAAAUCUGAAGGUGGGGGAAUUGGAUUUUUUGUUUCUUCUGAAAACUGCAAAGUACUUAAUGACGACCUUUUGAGCUCAAAAAGGGAUGAUUUCGAACGAUACUGGAUCCGGGUAAAAAUACAUGAUCAAACUUUAAGUGUUGGUAUUACCUAUUAUCCUAAUGAUGGU